Perkinsus marinus ATCC 50983 is the source of this 190-nucleotide messenger RNA. RefSeq lists its product as hypothetical. The record is from RefSeq and is a predicted model, not a curated record. Lineage: Eukaryota; Perkinsozoa; Perkinsida; Perkinsidae. The transcript has a single exon. The annotation marks the transcript as partial.
AUGGGUGGCAAGAGAGGAGGGUCUAAAGGUGGCGCCAAUAAGCAGCAAGCUGGCGCUGUGGAUACCGGGGACGAUCCUACGUCCUCACAAUAUAGAGUUAACGCUUGUAUAGUAUUAGCCGAGAACUUCGAUGAGGCCUGUCAAACUAAUACAAUAUUCGGUGAAGGACCCGAGGUGGAUAGGAUAGCGG